Molecule: messenger RNA, 3770 nt
Organism: Myotis daubentonii (Daubenton's bat)
Lineage: Eukaryota; Metazoa; Chordata; Mammalia; Chiroptera; Vespertilionidae
Gene: ORAI2
Product: ORAI calcium release-activated calcium modulator 2
Biological process (GO): store-operated calcium entry
Cellular component (GO): membrane
Molecular function (GO): store-operated calcium channel activity
Source: RefSeq, a predicted model, not a curated record
CAGGGCUCCCUGGGACCCCCGGGACCCCCAAGGAGGGGCUGCGAGCCCCGCCCCUCCGGGGCCACAGGGUCACGUGGCCCGCCGCUCCCCCGAGGGCGGGUCACGUGACGCUAGCGCGCCGUUGCCCGGGCAGCCGCUGCGGCGGGCCGGCGGGGGCGGGACAGCCGGCGAGGCGGGGCGGCGGGGGACCCCGCGGGACCGGCGGAAGGAGGCAGGGGGCCGCGCUCUGCGCCCUGGCCGGGCCACGGGGCCACAGGGCCAAGCCGGAGCCGCCGCCGGCCGCGAGCCGGAGCCGAACCGGAGCCGAGCCGGGCCAGACGGGCAGAGCAGCUCGCCUGGCUCCCAUGAUGAGUGCUGAGCUCAAUGUGCCUGUGGACCCCUCCACCGCUGCCUGUCCUGAGCCUGGCCACAAGGGCAUGGAUUACCGGGACUGGGUCCGCCGCAGCUACCUGGAGCUGGUCACCUCCAACCACCACUCCGUGCAGGCCCUCUCCUGGAGGAAGCUCUACCUGAGCAGGGCCAAACUGAAAGCCUCCAGCCGCACCUCCGCUCUCCUCUCAGGCUUUGCCAUGGUGGCCAUGGUGGAGGUGCAGCUGGAGACGCAGUACCAGUAUCCACCGCCCCUGCUCAUCGCCUUCAGUGCCUGCACAACGGUGCUGGUGGCCGUGCACCUCUUCGCCCUGCUCAUCAGCACCUGCAUCCUGCCCAACGUGGAGGCCGUGAGCAACAUCCACAACCUCAACUCCAUCAGCGAGUCGCCGCAUGAGCGUAUGCACCCCUACAUUGAGCUGGCCUGGGGCUUCUCCACGGUACUCGGCAUCCUGCUCUUCCUGGCUGAGGUCGUGCUGCUCUGCUGGAUCAAGUUCCUGCCUGUGGAUGCACGCCACCAGCCCGGCCCUGCACCCGGCCCCAGUGGCCACACAGGCUGGCAGGCCGCCCUCGUGUCCACCAUCAUCAUGGUGCCCGUGGGUCUCAUCUUCGUGGUCUUCACCAUCCACUUCUACCGCUCGCUGGUGCGCCACAAGACCGAGCGGCACAACCGCGAGAUCGAGGAGCUGCACAAGCUCAAGGUGCAGCUGGAUGGGCACGAGCGCAGCCUGCAGGUCGUGUAAGGGCACGACCCCCUGGGGCUGGGAGCCAACAGAAACAGCCUGCUUUUGAGGGAAUUUUAAAAAUGUAAAUUGCCAUGAGGCUGCCUAGACACUGCCAGAUAGUUCAACACCAAAGUUUUACUCCUGUCUUAAUGCCGUAAAAUCCAGCUCAUUUUCCCUCAGAAAAUGGAAAUCCUUAAAACGAGAGACUGAUUCUGUUGCUAAGAGCUUAGGGCAAAGAAAGGCUGAGUCCUUGGCCCUGGGACUCAGGCAGGGCUCCAGCACUGGUCAUCCCAGAGAUGGGGAAGGAGUGGCCAGCAGUGCAGGGAGCCUGGCGGAGGCCCGGGAGUCAGGGUAGGUAGGGCUGGGAGUUCAGAGGAUUGCCCAUGACUCCUCAGGUGCACUGCCUGGCAGCCGGGUGGCACAUUUGAUAGUACCAGCCUGCUGUGAUUCGGUGGAAACUGUGGCAAUUAGAUGGGCACAGGAUUACUGCUGGGCCUGGUGCUUCCCUCCCCUGCUCUGCAGGGUGUUGGGUGGCCUGGCUUGAGGGCAAGGCAGGAGCCUGGGGCACAUGUCAGCCCAGCAGGUAUGGGUACUCCAGGAGGAGGCAGACUUGUCAGGGCCUGGGGGAGACUUCCACGAGUGGAGGCCUGGCAGAGUUGGGGAGGCAUGUCUGGGGGCAGCCUACUUGAGGAGGCUGUUAACUAAGGGGUACUCCAAAGCACACUGGGCUCAAAUUCUUUCUUCCCAGCCAGCCUGGAGCCCUGGCCACAUCGACCCAGCAAGGCUACCAGGUUGGGAAGAGCCCACAGUCCAGAGGCCUACAUCUCUUGGCCUCAGAAUGCCCUCUGAGCCUGAUCCUCCAGGCUCUGGUCCCAGAAGGCCAGGAGCAUUUGCUCAGGUGGCAGAGCCUGCCCAUCUCCCUGCUGCCCAUGGUGCCUGGCAGCAGAGGGGCAGCUUGGGGGACUUGCUAUCUAGACAAGGCUGUCGGCCUGGUCUGGUCUAGGGGUGGUAGCACCAGGGCCAGCCCUGGCCAAAUGUGGGUCUUGCUCAUCAGAUGGAACAAAUGCAGAGAAUGCACAACCCACAUCAUGCUUCCCCCGGGCCCCAGCCUCUCGGCCACAGCCGGCGCGUUUACUGCCGUGCGCAGCAUGGGCUCUGGUUGCCCUAGCUCGUGUCCUUGGGCUGUUCACAUACAGGCUACAGCUCAGCUUACGUGUGAGCAUGCUAUACCCCAAGCUGCUUCUAAAAACCACCUUUACCACAUUGGCUGGCAGCCAACUGGAGAAGGAGGCCAUUUCCUCAUUGGACUUCAUGCUCUGAUGACAUUUCUAUCCACAGCCUAAUAUCUCUGUGGGAUCUGGGUGGCCUGGCUGAGGUUUCUGGGAAUGUGACCUACUGGUGAGAGCAUAAACCUCAACCUGUAACUCUGAAAUGCUGACUGGUGACACUUAUGGGAGCCUGGACAUGGUGUCCCUCCAGGCCAGAGAAGAGGCCUGGCGUCUAAAGGGCGUGUCCCCUGUACCUUCUGCAGACAUCUGUCCCGACUUGCUUGCUCUCUAGUGCAUGUUUCCUCUUUCCCACAGUCUUGUUGAAAAGGCUUAAUUGGUUUAAUGUGUUUGCUUUGCAAAAGAAUGUCAGCAUCACGGCAAGACAGCCACUUGGUGACCUGGCAGUGACAAAACUAGCUGGGAGCAGGCAGCAAGCUCUUCCUCUGGCCUGAGCCUUUUGAGGGGUCAUGCUGAGCUCACUCCUGCUGCCACUUUCCUGGGCCAUUUGGUACCGCUGCCCCAAGUGUGCCAGGUCCACAGAGUCCCAUGUUCCCCAGACUGGAAAGCACACCCCAGUAUCAGUGGGGGCCCAUUAUGCCUGAUCCACGGGCAGAGCUUUCGGCCUGACCACAACAAGGUCAGAUACGAGGUGCGCAAUGACAGUGCCACAUACCACGUUCAAACUGGGAGAGUAACGUUCCUGUCAUUUCCUGUUCUCAUCCAGAGUGCUUUCCCAGCUCCAGCCUUUCUAGAGACAUGAGGCAAAGAAUUUCUGUGGGAACAGAGAUGACAGUGAGUCUGGGGACUGGUGAUGGGCGGGGUGGGGGAAGGACCACCUCAGGAUAGCGGCGGAGCUUGUCUGGAGAUGGAGGAUAAGCCGCUCUUUGGAGCUGCAGGAACAACUCUGCAGGCAGUUUAGGGGAGGGGCUGGCAAAUUACAGGCUAGAAAUUCGGAUUCCGGAGGCUUAAGGAGAUUGUGGACUGUUCCAGUACAGGCCUCUCCAUGGGGAGGCGCCAUGGGCCGCCCCGGGGCAGCGUGGGCUUGCCCUGUUUCCCCUGAGCAGAGCCUUCCCGGUGCUCGUAAAACAAAUGCCUGCAAAUACUUGAGGCCCGUUCCAAAGUGGAACACAGUCUCCAUUUAGUACCUGACCAGAAGUAUCAAAACUGAAGUGUUUCUAUUUUAGAAACUGUGGGGACAGAACAUAUUUUAGUGUCUUCUAGGAAGGUCUGUGGAGGAUAAAAUCACAGAAGCUGAGCGGACAGGGUUCAUCUGUAGUCCUUACCUGUCUUGUGAUUAGUUCAUUAUGCAUGACACUGUGUAGGUCAUGUACGGUGUACAGACCACAGUCCUGUAUAUGGAUUUUUACAAGUUGCCCUGGAUUGAACUGAAUAAACAAGCUACACACUG